Schistosoma curassoni is the source of this 1332-nucleotide messenger RNA. NCBI's taxonomy places the organism in Eukaryota, Metazoa, Platyhelminthes, Trematoda, Strigeidida, Schistosomatidae. The record is from the annotation of a GenBank genome assembly.
GGGGAACUACGUGGCUUCUGUUAGUUCAUUAAAACUGUAUUGUAUAUAUUGGAUGUGUUUUGUUGCGGAGCGCAAUAUUAAAGAUAUAGCUACCGCAGUUUUAGUUCCGUUGAUUAUGGCUGACACAAGCAACAACUCAAAAGAAAACGAUCAACAUAAUGACAUGGAUAAAAAGGGAAUACCAAAGGCUGAGUUCAUCGAAGAUGUAGAUGCUUACAUGAAAGCCAAUAAUUUUUCAACUCUUAUGGAAGCUGGACGUUCUUUCGAAGAAUUAUACCAAAAAUAUAAAAUUAUUGAACAGGCUCUAUUACAGCGUAAAAUAAGAUUAAUGCAACAGUUACCAGAUAUACAGAAAACUUUAGCUGUUGUCCGACAAUUACAAAAACAAAAUACUAAUUUAGACGUAACUUUUGAAAUAUCUAACCAGUUAUAUACACGUGCUCAUAUUCCCAAAGCAGAUCGAGUUGGUUUAUGGUUAGGUGCCAAUGUCAUGUUAGAAUAUGAUCUAGAGGAAGCUGACAAAAUACUAGUUGAAAACGAAAAAUCAGCUGAACAAUCCUUGCAAGAUGUAGAUCAAACAUUAGAAUUUCUUAAAAAUCAAACAACUACAGUCGAAGUAAAUUUGGCUCGCUUACACAAUUUGUCUGUAAAACGUGGACGUCAAAACCAGUCAUCUGAAGUGAAUGCAUGAACAAAAAAUCAAUAUGAUGGAAUUCCAGCAAGUACUACUUAAGAACAGACUGUCACUUAUGAAAAUUUCCAGAUAUUAGUAUAUAUAUAUAUCAUCUAAGUUCAAUGGACAUCUUUAUGUGUACAUUACGUAGGUUUACUUGGUUUUACAUUUUUCUGAAAAAAUUACUCUUCACACGCAAACUGUAAAUUGUUUCAACGGCUAUUUAAAGUUAAGCAAUCUCUUACUUUUCUCACUGAGUAUUUAGUUCUAUGUUUCAUAUACCUCUGUUGUUUCUAGCGGUUGCUUCAAUGAACCACAAUCUCAGUACACUACUUGUUUUCAGUCGAAGCAGUAAACUGUAAAAAAAAAACAGUCGAAAUCUUUUUUUUCUCGUGUGGAGACGCUCUAUCACUUACUCUCGAAACAUUACUCUAAAUAGUGUAUAAAUCUUUAUCAUAUUGCUUUGAAUUUUUGUUUUUGUUUAAUAGUGAUAUUAAUAAAAACUAUUGAUAACUUUUUUCACUAACGAUAAGAUAAAAAUGUUAUGGUGUAGAAGUAAGUUGUAAGAAAGCUAGGGGCGGCUAGACCGAAACAUGUCACAAAUCCAUGAAGUUACUGAACCAUAUUAGUGGAUGUAGACUACUUGGUUAGGAUCCGCA